UUCCAAACUUUAACACGCGAGCUAAAUGGACACUUCCGGCAAAGUAUCGUUAUAACUUUAUUUCCUCAACGACAGCGGUCAUCCAUUGUUCAUGGCAGUCAAGCGAGACCCAUAUAUUUCAGCUCAUAAAUCAUCCUCAUAGCCAACAUUACUUGCUUGUCCCUUCCCUAUCACAACAGAAACAUAGACUUGGCAACUUCUAGCUAGUCAGCAAUGGUUCUCAAACUCUACUCCCACGCAAUCUCCACCUCCGCUCAGCGUGUUAUCUGCGUUCUGGCCGAGAAAAAGAUUCCAUUCGAGAUUGUCGAGGUAGACAUCCUCAAAGGUGAAAACAAGGAGCCGGCGUAUAAGGAAAUGCAGCCUUGGGGUUUACUUCCUGUUCUGGAGGAUGACAACGGGUUUCGUCUGUACGAAAGUCGAGCGAUCUGUCGGUACAUUGCAGAAAAAUACGCGGACCAGGGAACGCAACUGAUUCCUACUCCUACGGACUUUGAAGCGAGAGGACUGUUCGAGCAAGGUCUGGCGAUGGAAGCUGGAACGGUGGAUCCCUGUGUCUUCGCAGCGCUGAAUGAAAAGCUCUUCAAACCAUUCAAGUCGGGAUUAUCUUGCGACGACGAGUUAUACACGGUCCUGCUCAAACGCGUCGAACUCGUUUUAGAUGUGUAUGAAGUGAUUUUGGGCAAGCAGAAAUACAUUGGAGGAGACCAAUACACCCUGGCAGACAUCUAUCACCUGCCCAAUGGGUAUACAUUGCAGACCCAGUGCGGUGAACUCGUAUUUUUGUCAGAGAAAAGGCCAAAUGUGGCGCGCUGGUGGACGGAAAUUACUGGAAGAGACGCUUGGAAGCAGGUGGGGGAGUUGAACAAGCCGGGAGUUCAUAUGUGGGAGUGAACGAAUACAUUGAUGGAGGGUUGAUGUGCAUUUUGUAAGAGAAAGAAGACAGAGAUCUUGUAGUCAACGGCAAUAGAGAAAG
This is a messenger RNA of Lentinula edodes (shiitake mushroom), 973 nucleotides long. Its product is annotated as glutathione S-transferase III. Bases 214 to 891 code for a protein of 225 amino acids. The record is from RefSeq and is a predicted model, not a curated record. Gene Ontology annotation, cellular component: cytoplasm. The transcript has 4 exons. NCBI's taxonomy places the organism in Eukaryota, Fungi, Basidiomycota, Agaricomycetes, Agaricales, Omphalotaceae. Gene Ontology annotation, molecular function: glutathione transferase activity; glutathione binding.